Messenger RNA from Zootoca vivipara (common lizard), 8344 nucleotides. NCBI's taxonomy places the organism in Eukaryota, Metazoa, Chordata, Lepidosauria, Squamata, Lacertidae. The record is from RefSeq and is a predicted model, not a curated record.
UAGAAUGUGUCCUUUUAUUUAAAAUGCAUCUCUGGGUUAUUUGUGUGGCCUGCCUGGUGUUUUUUCAUUAGUAGAAUGUGUCCUUUUAUUUAAAAUGCAUCUGUGGGUCAUUUGUGGGACAUAGGAAUUUGUUCAUAUUUUUUUUCAAAAUAUAGUCUGGCCCCCCACAAGGUCUGAGGGACAGUGGACCGGCCCCCUGCUGAAAAAGUUUGCUGACCCCUGCUCUACAGCAUAUUGCUGUGAAAUUUAGCUCUGUCUCACCAACACUUGCAACUUACCGAAUGAUGAUUUCAUGCAUUUCCACACACUGCAAUUUGACUGGGGAUGGUGCUAAAACGUUCAUCGUAAUUCUCUCCAUUUUACUUCAAGAACUUGAAAAACUUGUUAAAGGAGGUAGUUCUUCCUAUUAUGAGAACAUCCAAGGACGAGAGAAUUGUAAAGAAUUUUUUUACAGACUGAAACAGGUUUCCCAGCUUCUUACAAUGAUCCAGGUGGACAUUCUAGAUUACAUAGUGACAAGAGACCUUGAAAAACAUUUUCAUUCAGUAUUUUCUGUUUCUGAUGAAGAAAUAAGUAUGAGCACAAUGGGGUUGGUACUGGAAGCUUAUUUUUCUGGGAAAGUAGGAAUCAAUAGGCAAAAGUUUCUUUCACAGUUAAGCUGUGAUUUCUACUUCAGAGUUACUGCUGGUAAAAAUAGGAGUGAAGUCCUUUGCUUUGUGGAUGACUGUUUUGCUGAGUUGCAUACUACUGUGACAGGCCUUCCUGUUUCAAGUUCAAGAAUCCUAGAUGGGCUUAUUCUUCACAGAGACUUUGCUGUGUACUGUCCUGCAGAUGGUGACAGAAGAGUUUUAGUUAUAACAGAACCUAUCCAGCCUGCUUAUUCUGACUUGGGUGCUGAAGUUGUCAUAACUGCUGAAAAUCAACAUGGGACAUCUGAAACCUGGAUUACAAAAAGAACAGAAGCUAUUCUAAAGCACAUGCGGGACAAUGACAUCAAGGUUUUAUUGUCAAGUGUAAAACAACAGGAAGCUGUUCAUAACUAUGCAAAAAGCAGUAGCAUAUCUAUUGUAGAGUGUCUGUCCCCAGAGGAGAUAUCUCUUAUCUACAGGAUCACAGAUAUUUCACCUUUUAAGCCAUCUUUGGACAAUAUUCACACUGAAAUCACAGAAGCCGCUGUAGCAAAAUUUUGCCAGCCAUUGCACCUUGGCACCAAAAGAUUUGUCCAUAUAGGCUUUGAAAGGACGUGUGCCCUUCAGCUCCACUGUGUGAUUCUCUGUGGGCCAGUGCAUGGGGUUACUGAGCAACAUGUUUGUGCUUUUCAUGGUGCAUUCAAAAUGUUACGACAGAUGUUUACGGUUGUUUGUCUGAGUGAGCAAAACCUCUCCAGAACUCUGCAUAAUAGUCAGCAGUGUUCUGGUGCACAGCAACAUUUUGUAGAGAAGCACACUGGCUGUGGUGAGGUUCACGCUUGUGCCAAGCAGCCAAGACCUUGUGGAUUUGAAAUGGAAGAGGACUCUGUUGUUUCUGCUUCAUCGGUAGACAGAGAGUUGGCAUGUUCAUCCAUGCAUCUGACUAACUCGGGAGGCGUAGAUUUGGCACAUGAUGCCAUGUGCUCAGACCUACAUGAAUGUGAUUUAGUUGACAGGCAAAAGGUGUAUCAGAAAUGCAGUCAUCCAAAAGGAAUGUUGAGAAUGGAUGGGGAUGAAUCACUUGCGGAAAAUCUGCUUGCUCCUACCAGAGCAGAAAGAAGCAUCAGUUCCAGAAAUGUACUUGUGCAUCUGCAACCCACUGAGGACAGUUGUACUAGGCAAGGCUGUGGAGUUAAAGAAGUGGAUAAUAUCAGAAGCCAUAUUCAGAGUAAUUCCAGCUCUUACAUAAAGGAGGGAUCAGUUUUGCCAGUCGGUGGGAUAUUCGAGGUACUGUUACAUUACUACCUGUCCUGCUAUGCAAAGCAGUGCCAGUCACCAAACGUAUCCAUUCUUUGUGCUGUAAUUGCUGAUGCAUUGCUCAGUGUUCCAAAAACCCUCUGUAGGGUACAGAAAAGGGAUGCUUUUCCUCAGCUCUAUCUUGAAGUUACCAGCGCUGUCAGAAAUAAUCAGCCGCUUCUGCCAAAUCAAGAAAGGUUAGAAUCAGUGUCCUGUAAGUACCAAUUAGUGGCUUCCAUUCUUCAAUGUGCAGCUAAGCUUUUAAGUAUUGAUCUUAUUGUUGGCAUUAAGAGGUUACCUCAGCAGACUGAAGAAAGCGAUUCAGAAGCUGAUCUGUGAAUACUGUAUAGGGUUUUCGUAUGCAGGUGAUGCAGUUGCUAGAACCAGCUACGUCCUUUAGUCUCCCUUAGUCCAUUGUACUUCUAAGCAGCCCCAGGACUGUUCAAAUCCUAACAGAAAGGUGGGGUGAGGGGACAUUGGCUGCAAUUUUUAAAAAAUCCCAUAAUGUAUUUCUGGCCGAUGGAUUGGGUAUAGAUUGACAAGGAAUUGUGACACAUUGAGGCUGCAAUGCUAAAGUCAUCUAUCUAGGAGUACUGUAAUUGAAUUCGUUGGGACUUACUUGAGGGAGGUGCUUGGAUAGGUGCCCCUAUCCAAAUUUUAGAGAGCUCAUUUGAAAGGAAACACUGGUGAUGAUGAAUGCUUUCUGGAAAUGUCGGGGGAACUUGCUUCCACACUACAUUGGUUGACACUGAUUUAGCAUGUUUAUCUGUCUUAAUAAACAACUUUAAAAGCAUGCUAUGUUAAUUUUAUGCCUUGUAUAAGUUGUUGUUGUUGAUUAGUCGUUUAGUCAUGUCCGACUCUUCGUGACCCCAUGGACCAGAGCACGCCAGGCACUCCUGUCUUGCACUGCCUCCCACAGUUUGGUCAGACUCAUGUUGGUAGCUUCGAGAACACUGUCCAACCAUCUCGGCGUCUGUCGUCCCCGUCUCCUUGUGCCCUCAAUCUUUCCCAGCAUCAGGGUCUUUUCCAGGGAGUCGAGUCUUCUCAUGAGGUGCCCAAAGUAUUGGAGCCUCAGCUUCAGGAUCUGUCCUUCCAGUGAGCACUCAGGGCUGAUUUCCCUAAGAGUGGAUAGGGUUGAUCUUCUUGCAGUCCAUGCGACUCUCAAGAGUCUCCUCCAGCACCAUAAUUCAAAAGCAUCAAUUCUUCGGCGAUCAGUCUUCUUUAUGGUCCAGCCCUCACUUCCAUACAUCACUACGGCGAAAACCAUAGCUUUAUACGGACCUUUGUUGGCAAGGUGAUGGCUCUGCCUUUUAAGAUGCUGUCUAGGUUUGUCAUUGCUUUUCUCCCAAGAAGCAGGCGUCUAUUAAUUUCGUGACUGCUGUCACCAUCUGCAUUGAUCAUGGAACCCAAGAAAGUAAAAUCUCUCACUGCCUCCAUUUCUUCCCCUUCUAUUUGCCAGGAGGUGAUGGCUAAACUAAAUGACUAAACAGCAACAAAAAUGCAUUAUUCAAAUGUGUCACUAGAUGGCAAUUGUGAGCUAUGGCAAAUUCAAUUUCAAAACGUUUUUUAAAGAAAUGGAUCAGCUGUGGAAGUUUCCAGAAUGACAAAGGUAUGAAGCAAAACCUUCCUUCCAGUCUGCAAAGUGGUGGCCUGGCUGCUGUGCGUCCUUUUGGGAACCGGCACUGAGAAACAAAGGCAUGGAUCGAUUAAGAUUUGAACUGGUAUAUUUGCAUUUAACUUAAUUAAGCCACAUUGGCUGUUAUCUACACAUCGCCUACUAUACACUGGUCUCAUUGAAGUCAACAGCAUUCAUCCAGGGGCAACCAGUCCUUGGUUUGCUGCCCUCAGCUACAAAUGAUCUUGCACCAGCUCAUCCGGUAGGAAAGGAAAUGGGCUGUGUUUCUCCUACUUUUUUUUUUUAGCACUACAGUAUUUGAAUGCCCAAACACUUCAUACGUGUUAUCUCAAAAAUCCGCAAAGUCAUUUUGAGAGGUAUGACAUAUCUACUUCCUUAUUACAAAAUUUGUGGGGGUUAGAGAACGGGGGCACAGAGAGAAAGUGGCCUGCCUAAGGCCGUCUAGCAAAUUCAUGGGUAUUAACCAUGGACUUCCUGGUUUCUUGGUCAAUAUAGUAUUUUCCUCUAAGACCUAAUGAGAAUCUAGAUGAAAAAGAAACACCCUGCACCGAGUACAGCAACUAUGUAUGGUAAAAAGAUAAAGAACCCAUGGAUGGUUAAGUCCAGUCAAAGGCGACUAUGGGGUUGCAGCACUCAUCUUGCUUUCAGGCCGAGGGAGCCAGCAUUUGUCAACAGACAGUUUUCUGGGUCGUGUGGCCAGCAUGACUAAACCGCUUCUGGCGCAAUGGAACACCGUGACGGAAACCAGAGCACACGGAAACACCGUUUACCUUCCCACUGCAGCGGUACCUAUUUAUCUACUUGCAAUGACGUACUUUUGAAUUGCUAGGUUGGCAGGAGCUGGGACAGAGCAACAGGAGCUCACCCCGUCAUGAGGAUUCAAACCGCCAACCUUCCAAUUGGCAAGCCCAAGAGGCUUAGUGGUUUAGACCACAGCGCCACCCGCGUCCCUUAGCAACUAUGUAGCACUAAAUGAUAUGCCAAAGUGCUGAUUAAAGGUAAAGGGGCCCCUGACCAUUAGGUCCAGUUGUGACCGACUGGGGUUGUGCGCUUAUCUCGCAUUAUUGGCCGAGGGAGCCGGCGUACAGCUUCCAGGUCAUGUGGCCAGCAUGACUUAAGCUGCUUCUGGCAAACCACAGCAGCACAUGGGCUUAUCUACACAGUUCAACAUUGGAUUUAGAAUAUUCUCUGGGCACCUACACAGUGGGGGUGGGGAUGGAGUUCAGGUGUAUUCUACAAUACUUCAUUGAUGCAAUAAUACUUCAUUAGUAGUCAUCCAUCCACCCAUCCAUCAUUAUGCUUCAUUAGUUUUGUGAUCCUUCCCCAGUGUUACCACAUUAUUGUCAUCUGGAAAGGCAUUAUAGCGAAACAAAUGCAGUACAAAAGCCAACAACCCCAGAACAUUUGUGGAAUGAAAAGUUACAGGAUCUCAGCAGGAGGUUAGUGGAUGGCACCAGUUGGAAAUGAAGCGGUAUGUCCACGCUGAAACGUUGGAAGGCAGUAUUGAAAGCAGAAUCAUAUAAUAACUUCGCCAAUGCCAUUGUGAGUACAGUCAUACCUCGGUUUAAGUAUGCUUCGGUUUGAGUACUUUCAGUUUAAGUACUCUGCGGACCCGUCUGGAACGAAUUAAUCCACUUUCCAUUACUUUCAAUGGGAAAGUUCACUUCAGGUUAAGUACACUUCAGGUUAAGUACGGACUGCCAGAACCAAUUACGCUCAUACUUCAGGUUAAGUAUGCUUCAGAUUGAGUACUCCGCGGACCUGUCUGGAACAGAUUAAUUCACUUUCCAUUACUUUCAGUAGGAAAGUUCGCUUCAGGUUAAGUACGCUUCAGGUUAAGUACAGACUUCCGGAACCAAUUGUGUACUUAAACCGAGGUGCCACUGUACUAAUUACGAAUGCACAAUAAAAAGGGCAUCUGGAGUGUGGCUGCUUUGAGGAAGAGUUGGGUUUUUAAUGGGAGGAAGAGAUGGUACAAAUUACAAAUAACGAGACUGAAAUCAAUGUCUUCAUUACAAAACUGAAUGCAGUAAUAAAAAGUAUCCCACACUUUUACCGUGUUGGAUCUGAAAGACAGUUCCUUUCCAUCACUUUGUGCCUAAAAGAAGAUUGGGCGGGGGGAGAGAGAUUGGGGAACUCCUUAAACUCCUUAGGGGUGCUUGGACUGACUCCCUUACCAUGUGCCUACAGCCUUGGUCUUCCUAUUGGGGGAGUGCCACCCUCUCCCCAUUGGCACAUCUGCAUUUAAAUCAACAAAACGAUAUUAAGAGCUCCAAUAAUGGAUAUCCAAUGUUGUUUCUAGUUUGGACAGAAACACAUUCAUUAAGUCUGGCGUAGAAUAAAGCCACUGCUUUUCUUAGAACUGCAGAAAAACAAAAGAGUCCCUAAGCAGGAUCUCUCUGGUUACCAUAACCCUAAGAGCCUCAGGGAAAGCUUUAGUCAAACUAUCAAGGAAAGCUACAUGUUCUUAUUCUUUCCCCCUCAAUUUCACAAUUUCUGGGGGUGGGGAGACUUGUCCAGUAUUGCAAAAUGGCACUUUAAAAAAACAAAACAAAAAACCCAUUUUUGGGAAUAGAUUCAUAUCUGUCAUUGCCUUCCCUAUUUUCAUUGACACUGCUUCUUAGUGUGGAAAUGUGUCUUUCACUGGUAUUCAGCUGCCUUUGAGCUGCUUUCACACAUUGCCUUCUGUUCCCGUGUGAGCAGGUCCACCUAACAGUGGAGCAUCCUUGUCUAAAAUACAGCAUGCCAACACAACCACCAUGGAUUGUGGGCAGCAGCUGUCUCUGAGGUUCUCAGAUUAUUAUUUUCUUUGCAGAGACUGCUUUUGCAGUCACAAAACUUAUUAACAAUAAUAAUUAUUAUUUAUACCCCACCCAUCUGGCUGGGUUUCCCCAGCCACUCUGGAUGGCUCCCAACAGAAUAUUAAAAACACAAUAAAACAUCAAACAAUAAAAACGUCCCUAAACAGGGUUGCUUUCAGAUGUCUUCUAAAAGCCAGAUAGUUGUUUAUUUCCUUGAAGGGAGGGCAUUGUACAGGGCGGAUGCCACUACCAAGAAGGCGCUCUGCCUGGUUCCCUGUAAUCUCACUUCUCGCAGGAAGGGAAUUGCCAGAAGGCCCUCAGAGCUGGACCUCAGUGUCCAGGCUGAACAAUGGGGGUGGAGAUGCUCCUUCAGGUAUACUGAGCCGAGGCCAUUUAGGGCUUUAAAGGUCAGCACCAACAAUACCAAUGAGACCCUCUUCAGAAAUAAUGUUUGAACAUAAAUAGCUACUUUUGCAUGUGCUGUUGAGAGGGGAUAAUCUGCAGGCCCACCCAUUUUUUAUUUUUAUUUUUUUUAAUGGUAACUUGACAGAAAAGCAGUCUUAUCAACAAUAAACCAGGCUUCCUCAACCCCGGCCCUCCAGAUGUUUUGAGACUACAGUUCCCAUCAUCCCUGACCACUGGUCUUGCUAGCUAGGGAUCAUGGGAGUUGUAGGCCAAAAACAUUUGGAGGGCCGAGGUUGAGGAAGCCUGCAAUAAAUGAAUACAUAGAAUAAUAGAAUUGUAGAGUUGGAAGGGACCUGAGUGUCAUCUAUUUCAUCCAUCUGCAGUGCAGGAAUCCUGCCCACAGCCACCCCUGGGUAGAGUCAAACCACCAACCUUCUGGUUAACAGCCACAUGCCCAGGCCCCUUGCACCACAUAUGAAGAGUAUUCAUGCAUGGGAUUCCACAGCUGCAGCCUCAAGCAGUACCAUCCAAUAGCAGAUAGGUGCUGGCUGUCUUUCUUAGUUCUUACUUGACUUGAAAUCCAAAGGGAGCAAUCCUACGCACAGAAAGCUGACAUAAGGCAAAGCUGUGUAAAGUGACAGUGGAUCCAAACCCUGUUCAGCAGCAGGGCUGCCACUCUGCCUAAGUCUGGCAGAGGGAAAGCAAGCCUUUAAUAUAGUGUCCUACUUCAGACGAAGCUGGUGGGGGGUUUAGGAUCCAGCCUAAGUCCACCCCAACCUGGUCUCAUCACAACCCCAGAACAUCUCAUUUGUGGAAUUUACACCAGCCUCGUCUGAGCCAAGUUACUCUGGCAAAUGUUCAGUCGAGCUGGAGAUCUGAUCUGCUGUAUCCUAAGGUGCUCGUCCUGAUGGAUCUUGUCAUAGCAUUAUCCCCAAAUAGUCUAUUUUUAAUUAUUUGUGGAUGCAGCUGGCAAAAUGACCAACCAACUCAUUACAACAGUGGAAUCCAACCUAGAAAAAGUCCUAUGAAGGGAGAGGUUUGUGAACAUAUUGGCUGAAGCCCCGACAGAAUGCUGUGGGUCUUGGAAGACUGUUGCGUGUUUGAAAGCUUUAAAAGGCUCGAAUACACAGAUAAAGCCAAAAUCUGUAGCCUGCUGUGUCUCAUUCAUAUAAAUGGGAAUAACCUGGCAUUAAUCCAGUAAUCCUGGCCUUUCUGAGGCAGGAGUUGCGUGGGCCUUGCAACAUUACGUCAUCCUCAACUUUUUCAUUGACAAAUUUGUGCCAUCCCCAUUCCCUGAUUACUUCAGCUCUCUUUAUGGCUGGAUAGUGGUGCCCUCUGGUGUGUAUGUGUUGAAAUACACCAAACGCUUGUUUCAGAGAUCCGCUGCUGCUGUGUAAUGUAGUCGACCGUGCGAGGGAAAUGCUGUUUUAUUUGUAUGCGUCUGUAAGAUUCUGAAGAGUGGCGGCCCUGGCAUUCUUUCAGGCUGCUGAUAGGGCUGUAGCUCAGUGGUAGGCCACAUGCUUUGUGUUUGAAAGGUCCCAGGAUCAAUCCCUAGUAUUUCCAGAGAUGCUGUCUUA